Molecule: messenger RNA, 6465 nt
Organism: Serinus canaria (Common canary)
Lineage: Eukaryota; Metazoa; Chordata; Aves; Passeriformes; Fringillidae
Gene: ANKRD29
Product: ankyrin repeat domain 29
Exons: 10
Coding region: 260-1015 (251 amino acids)
Molecular function (GO): protein binding
Source: RefSeq, a predicted model, not a curated record
GACGGGACGGGGGAAGGGUCUCGGACUGGCAAGGUUGCCCCAGGUGUGUGUCUGGGCGCCCAGCUCCGCGGGCAUGCCCCGAGGUGCCGCCCCCGGCUGAGCUGGAGCUCUGUGAGCCUCCUCUGCCCCGAAAGAAACACCACUUGCCAAUGCUGCAUUUUGGGCUGCAAGAAAAGGAAACCUGGCUCUCCUCCAGCUGCUGUUGAACAGUGGGCGAGUAGAUGUGGACUGCAAAGACAGCCUUGGCACAACAGCUCUGAUGGUAGCAUCUUACUAUGGCCACAUAGAUUGUGUACGGGAAUUGGUGUUGCAAGGAGCAGAUAUCAAUCUGCAGAGAGAGUCAGGUGCAACUUCUCUGUUCUUUGCUGCACAGCAAGGCCACAACGAUGUAGUGAAGUUUCUCUUUUCAUUUGGAGCCUCCACUGAAUUUAGGAAUAAAGAUGGAGGCACAGCUCUGCUGGCUGCCUGUCAGUAUGGGCAUGCAAAAGUAGUGGAAACUCUGCUGAAGCACGGCGCCAACAUUCACGAUCAACUCUAUGAUGGAGCUUCUGCAAUUUUCCUGGCAGCACAAGGAGGAUAUCUGGAUGUCAUCCGAUUGCUGCUUUCUUCAGGAGCAAAGGUCAACCAGCCACGACAGGACGGGACAGCUCCCUUGUGGAUUGCCUCGCAGAUGGGUCACAGCGAAGUGGUGCGAGUGAUGCUGCUCCGGGGAGCUGAGCGAGACGCCGCGCGCGAUGAUGGUACCACUGCUCUACUGAAGGCUGCCAUUAAAGGCUACAACAAUGUGAUAGAAGAGUUGCUGAAAUUCUCUCCUACACUUGGCCUGCUGAAGAAUGGGACCUCUGCCCUCCAUGCAGCCGUCCUGAGUGGCAACGUGAGGACAGUGGCGCUGCUCCUUGAGGCAGGAGCGGAUCCGUGCCUGAGGAACAAGGCAAAUGAAUUGCCAGCAGAACUAACAAAAAAUGAACGCAUCCUCCGACUCCUCCGUGCAAAGGAAAAGCAAAGGAAAAGCUAAUGCAGCCCUACAGAAGAUGCAGUUUGACAGAGAUGUGCCCUGACCACAAGCAGCAUGACAGUAAUCCUAGGUUGGAACAGUUUGAGAACUGAUUAGCCUGUCCAGUAGAUGCUCCCUGAACACCACAGAGUUACCACAGGCUGGGGCCUCCGCCUGGCAUCGCUGAACGCGGGACCGUGAUGAGAGCAGGGGGUGGCCCAGGAGCUGCCUCUGCACCACAGCCCUGCCUGUCCUCUGGGAUCCCACCGAUCCCAGCACCCAUGUUUGCUUCCCACUCCUCCCAGCACAGGCAAGCACCCCUGCUGCUUCAGACACACAUCCCCACACUGUCAUGGCACAACCUGUGACAGCGUGCAUAGGGAGCACUCGGCCCUCGUGCCAGAAGGAUACCUGGACCUUGCAGCUGUUUCGAUUCAGUUGGCCAUGGAGCAGCCCCAUGACAUCCCUGCCCUCCCUUUGCUGACAGUGACCAUUCCUCUCUACCUCCAAGUGCCACGUGAGACUAGAGGUGAGAUGCUGCCUGAGCCGUCACAACAGCAAAAGUUUUCCUGCCAGCCCAGGGCUGAGGUAACAUUUUUGCUACUAGACGAAGCUCCAUAAAAAUGAUCAAGAGUAUUACAAAUUAUGCCAAAAGCUACCAACCAAACACAAAGCAAGGGGAAGUCUUCUCAGUUGCAGCAUCUUGAUCUGCCAAUCUGUCCAGCAACAAAACACAGUGGAACAGCUUAUUUCAAAAUGCCUACACAGCUUAUGGGGAUCCUUCCCCAGUCUUGUGCGCCUUUUUGUGGGUAGAGGAGGACUGGUUGAUGAGCAAACCAACAAUGCCCAAAAGGGCAUUUUUCCACAGGAGCAAGUACAUCAGAAACUCAGCUGUCAGGCACAUCAAACCACACAGAUGCUACACAAGUGGUAUGUGUAUGUUCUGCACCCAGAUAUGUGACACUAUGGUUUGGUACCCACAGCUACUAUGCAAAGCACUCAUUCCCCAGGUCUGUGGCAGGAGCUAAGAGAGAAAUGCACAAUGCACAGGUGUUCCAGCAGUCAGUGAGGAGUUACACUUAGCCAUAGCUGAACAGACCCACUAAUUAUUGCAGACAUGGAAAAUGAAGUUUGAACAGCAGUUUUGGCCUUUAUUGUGGUUAAGACACUUAGACAUGCUACUAGUGCCUAUGUGGGGAAGGCAGUGCAAAUUGCAGGUGGCUUAUGAGGAGCUAUGUUUUAACCGUGUUGCUCUAAGACACCCCAUUAAAACCCAGUCAUUUCUGCAGUAUAAACAAUAUACACCAUGUCCUGUUAGCCACAAAAACAUUAGAGAUUAAUUUACAGUGAGUUGUGGUAAAAGGUUAGUACAGUACAUAAAUCCAGGCACUUCACCCACUUUCAAACCUUGGCAAAUUAUUGAAUUGCUUUAAAAGUUGAAGACAAGGAAGAUUGUAAGGACACAAAAUAAUUCUUGCUUAAGAAAUGUCUGCCUAUGUUUCAGCUGAACUGCUGCAUAUUUGCUUUAGUGAGUUAAAAGGAAGUCUAUAAGUGAGCUAACACAAAUGAAUGUAGUUUAUGUAUUGCACAUUAGCCAUAUGAAUUAUCAAAUUAUAAAGUUAUUCUUCCUGUGAGUUAGUUAGUUAAGAAGUCAGUGUUCUGGUGAAGAGAACAGAACCAGGCGUACCUUUUCUUGCAUGCUGGAAUUCCUAUUCAAUUUCUAUUCUGCAUUAAAUAGGAAAGCUUUAAGUUUUCCAACAAUGUAAUAAGAACAAUUUAUUUGUUUAGGUAAUUUAUGCUGCUGUAUUUUUAAAUUAAAAUAAUGUUGUGCCUAACAGAAACUUGCAGAUGAACUGGUACAGGACCAAAGAAUUAUGCAAGAUGCUGACAGGAUGACUGUAUCCAGGGUUAACUUCUGCAAGAGACUAACAAAUACUGAGCAUGCAGAAAUCUCAAGAGCCUUAUUGGGAUCUUAAAUUGCACAGCAUUACAAGGGACUGCACUCUAACUUCUUUAACAAACAACACUGGAGAGGACAGGUUUAUUUGGAGCCUCUGGGCUGAAGAUGAACAUACUAUUUUGGAGAACAGUAGAGGGACUCUGGGCACCCUGGCCUCAAUAUUAAACUUUCACCCUGCAUUUUCUACAGAUCAACAACGGGCAACAACCCCAAUCUCAGUGAAAAGCCCUUUCAUAUUUCUAAAGGAGGUGAAUAAUAAUUAGAAGGUCUUCAGUAGCUAUGCAAGAAAUACUCUUAAUAUCAGACAGGCUGUAGUAAUCACACAGUUGUCCUAAAAAAUGUGAAUCAUCCAUUUUUGGUGAAGGUCUCCAAUUUUUUCCUCAUAGCAGAGCAUAGGAGAGAGGACAAGGCAAGCCAACAGUGGUCCUGCAACAGCUGAAGUAAGGAAGCUGAGACAACAAAUGCAGGUAUCUGGUAUCUACAGGUGGCCCUUCCUUUCUGCCAGCUGUGUUUUCUUGGGAGAGUUGUCUCAUCCCAAAGGGAGCAGAUACUCAGCAAAGAGCUUCUUCAGCUAUGCCUGUGCAUGAGAAGAUGCGUGUCUGCUCCUCACCGCUUAGAGUAGGACUUUCCAAAUCCUGUGUCCAGCUGUGAAUGGUCACUGCAGCUGGGGAUCUCUUGAAACAUGUGAAGAACACCUGGGUCCCUGUGUCCCAUACAGAGCAUCUCAGCUGGCCUUCUGAGAGGAUGCGGCUAUCAGGUUUGGGGUUUUUGUUGGUUUUUUGUUUGGUUGGUUUUGUUUUGUUUUGGGUUUUUUGUUUUGUUUGGGUUUUUUUUUCUUCUUUUUGGUUGGGUUUGUUUUGUUUGUUUUUUGGUUUUUGGUUUCGGCUUUGGUUUUGGGUUUUUUUGAGUGAUCCUGUGCUAUAAUGGGCUUUUCUUAUUUCUGAGCAACAUUUGAAAUGCGAGGCUAGCACAGGUUAAAGGGAGAGAUUUGCUGGACUCUUCUUGCUCUUGUUAGUGCUGGCUGAUACAACACGCAGGCAGUCUGGGAGGAGCUGUCAUGGAGAGCUGGCACUGAAGCCUUUCUCUGCCUGAUUCAGGCUGAAGUUGAAUCUAGCUUCAGCAAAGACACUGUUCAAACAAAAUGAGACUUCUGGCAUGGAAACCUUCUUUCUGGGAGCAUUUGUUUCAUCUUGGAGCCUUUGGAGAGAGGGAUGGUUUCAGUUUUGGGCUCCCUGUAACCCAAAGGUGCUUAAUCUGCCUGUAUAUGGGCUCUAAAGUUGCAAUACUCUUUAUCACCAUGCAAUUAAUGUUUUCACGAAGAAACCUUAAUAAUUAUUAGUAUUUAUGUAGCUGUUGUUAUCUUUAAAGUGUUCAGUAAAUACUGCUGUGGUUUGUUUGUUUGUUGUAUUAAAAAGGAAGCCCGUUUUCCCUUAGUGGCCAAAGUGAUUCACUAAUACUGGCAGCUGCUCUUUGCAUAGUUGUGGUGCCUUUUGUGUAAGGAUUUCCAAGUGCUCUACAGACUUUAUUUAUCUUUGUAUGUUCCAAAAUGUAUUGCUGAGGUAAGCAAGGAAGUAACUUAUUUCAUUCACAGACCAGUGAAAUACAGUAGCUCUUCAUCAGUUCAUGUCAACAGAAAAGAGUAAAUUUAGAUUUAGAAAUUAUGGGACACUAAACUAAUUUCAUAGAUAACAGGAUGAAGAUAGAUAUAACAUAAAGAUGUGAAAUAGAACUGGGACAGCAUAACACAACAAUUUUUUCUGAGUUGGGUUUUGGGGUUUCUUUUCCCUUGAAAGUGUCAUAUAUAUCUCCAUCUUACACCCAAAACCAAUAAGCUCCACUAGCACAGAUUUCAGGUUUGCCUCUCUGCACAUUCAGAGGCCGAGGCUCAGCCUGCUAUCCCCUCUACAUUUAUGCAGGUGCUGUUAGCCUGGUGACCUCCCAUCUGCUGCAAGUGAGUACAAUGGAUGUGCAACCAAGUAAAAGGCCACACCAAUGAGUCAAGGAAAAAUAUAGGGCAUUUUCCUUCUAUUUCACUAGAAUCAAGCUGUCACUGUUGAUCUCAUUUCAGAGGAAUGAGACACACUCUUUCAAGGAGAGAAAAAAGUUAAAACUUUGUUUUUCACAUCCCUUUAUACAGAGUUUUAUAAACCAUCUCAUGUGUAUCUCCUAUUGGUUGGUUACAAGCUGUUACCCCGUAGUAAUUGGUGAGCCUUGGAGAAGGUGUCUAUGUUCAAGAAAGGGUUGUUUGUGGGAUAUUGUUUUUGUUCUUUUACUGAGACAGUUGGUAUUGUUGAAAUAGGUGCAAGGAAAUAAUAGUCCUGAUGUGUAGAAUUAUUUUUUGCUGUUGCUUCUGUUUUCAUGAAGACCUGUUAGCUUUUCCACGGCUAUGUUGAACCAAGACUCAGUAUGCAAGGCCUUACACAGGCCUGCUGCUUGUCACCACAUCAAGCCAUUGUGUGGUAGGGAUGAGCACAAGGAAAAACCUGCAAGGUUUAGAGUGAAGUGACAUCCCAGCAUAGACAUAGUAGUGGUGGAGCCUCAGAGGUUCCAAAACACAUGGAGCUCUUCAUUUAGAUUAUCACGGCAAUGCAGUGUGCAGGGACAUCUAUUCAGUAAUGAAACAAAAGACAAUGUUGUUCCACUUGACUUGCACAUGCUCUUCUUCUCCUGGAAUGAAACCAUCUCACUAUUGAUUCACGCACCUUUGUUUAGCUUAGAAGAGCUGAGAGAAUUAGAGAAUGAGAUCAAAUAGCUGCAGGUUAUAUUUAAUGCUCCUUACAAUGAUGAUGAUCUGCCUCAGUGUCAGAGUUAAUUGCAAGAAUAAUUCACACUUCCUUUUCCAGCCAGUCCUAGUGACUAUCGGAAAAUCCACAAGUUAACCAAAUCUGGUGUCUCAGAAAUUUCAGAACCGUAGUACAGAAUAUGAGGUAGCACAAACUCCAGCCCAUUUGUACUUAUUUGAUAUGAACACUGAACAGACAUAAAAUACAGCCCUUGUCUAGAGUCACUGAUGUUAGAAUGGUAAUGUUUGCUACAGGCCUAACCAAAAGUAAUACACAAGGCUCUUCUUCCCAGCAACAGGAUAUUGUACUGCACAUCUGGGACUAAAUGGAGUUGUGCCUUCUCACAGCAGCUCUGCUUUUGGCCCCUGGGAAUGUCAUGAGAGUUUCAUACUGUUCUCAAUUCUGCCUUUUUUUUGACCUGAUCUUUUAUGCAUUUGAUAAAGCAUAUAUAAAUUUAUGUUGCUCCAUGUGAGACUAUUACUCUGCAACGGAAUGUUGCUUUACUAAAAUAUGCUUUUUCAUAUAAUUUCGACAAAAAUAUACUACUCAGAUAAUCUUGUUCUGCAUAGUUCAAGAUUUCUUUACUUUCUUCUCUAGUCUACUCUUUUUACAAUACCAGAAUUAGUUUCUUAUUUACACAAAGACCACUUUGUUCUAUUCCAGUCAAUUAAUUAGACUGUUAUUGUUUUCCAGGUCUUCACAGAUGAGAUAGCAUUCACCAAAAAAAA